UUCACUAUGCAUUGUAGACCAAUGUACAAGGCUUUGAUUCGAUCUUUCAUUACCCUGACUUGUUUUCAAAGUGUUCGGCUGAUGGCUGCAACCAACGCGUGGUCAAAAGUUGUGUUGUUUGGCGACUCCAUAACGCAGAGAUCAUUUGAUGAUGGUAGUUGGGGAGCCUCAUUGGCCUCACAAUUACAGAGAAAAUGUGACAUAGUUUGCCGUGGUUUUUCUGGAUACAACACCAGAUGGAGCAAGAUCAUACUACCACAGAUUAUUGAUAAACAAAUGGCAUCAGAUGUUUCCGUGGUAACUAUUUUCUUUGGAGCAAAUGACGCUGCUCUUCUUGAAAAGGAUCCUCAACAACACGUGCCUUUGGAAGAAUAUGAACAGAACUUACAGAGUCUGGUUGAUUACUUAAAUAGUGUUGGUAUUACAAAUGAUAAAAUUAUAUUCAUUGCUCCUCCACCUCUCGAUGAACUUGAAUGGGAAAAAGCAUGUAUACUGAAAGGAAGUGUACUUAAUAGAAAGAAUUCUGUUACGGGUGAAUACAGUCGUGCUUGUUGUAAGGUUGCUGAUAGGAACAAAAUAGAUUGCAUUGGUCUGUGGACAGAUAUGCAGCAAGAUAAGGACUGGAAGAGAUUCUUUUGUGAUGGUUUGCAUUUCUCAGAAGAUGGGGCACGUUUUCUAGAUGACAAAUUAUCACCACUGGUUUUAGAGAAGACGUCUCAUUUACCGUUUCUUUAUCCACUUUGGGAUGAAGUGGACGCCAAAAAUCCGGAAUCCACUUUGGACAAUUAUAAAGCAGCCAAGGAGGAACUGUGAUCUCUGCAACUCAGUAUGCAACCUGUAUAACCAUGGCAGUGUCUUUAGUGUUGUAUUAGACUUGCUUAGGCCAGACUUUUUUUGUUCUUUGUUUCUCGAGGCAAUUCUUUUGAG
This is a messenger RNA of Saccoglossus kowalevskii, 927 nucleotides long. RefSeq names its product isoamyl acetate-hydrolyzing esterase 1 homolog. Lineage: Eukaryota; Metazoa; Hemichordata; Enteropneusta; Harrimaniidae. Gene Ontology annotation, molecular function: hydrolase activity, acting on ester bonds. The record is from RefSeq and is a predicted model, not a curated record.